This is a messenger RNA of Cicer arietinum (chickpea), 1372 nucleotides long. RefSeq lists its product as uncharacterized. Lineage: Eukaryota; Viridiplantae; Streptophyta; Magnoliopsida; Fabales; Fabaceae. The record is from RefSeq and is a predicted model, not a curated record.
GGCACGUAAAGAAACAAGGAAGCUUCCUUUGGAGAGUGACUCACACAAAAGACAAUGUCAAAAUAUAUAUUCCCAUGCAUUCUGCAACCUUUUUUACUGCUCAAAUAUCUAUCAUCUUAUAAUUCCUCCCAGAUUUUAUUUUUAGCCUCAGUAAUGUCUUUCUCAGGUUAUCUCUCUGACAUUUGGAACCAAAGUGGAAGUGUUACUUGAAUUUUGGAUUAAGAGUAAUUAGCUUAUAGCUUAAACAGCUGUCUGCUUAUGCACAACAAAUGGAGCAACAGUACUCUGCAGUUAGUCUUUCAGAUGAUUCUGAUACAUCAAGCCAUUAUAGGCCAGAAUCAGCAUUCUACAUGACAUCUUUUACAGCAACAAUCUUUCUUGCUUCACUUGUGACUCUUGGAGUUUUAUUAAUUACUUUGCUGGUUUCCUUGGCGAUUAUGCUGCAAUCAUGUCAAAGUGAAAAUCCCGGAGCUACUGAACUUGCGAAUUUAAAUGAUUACUACAGUCAUUGCAGGGUGCAUUCUCUGCAUGCUCAGCUCAAUAGCUUAGAAGAAUAUGAUCUUCCAAACAUAUGUAGAGAUUUGACUAUACAUUAUAUCAAAGGAGGUCAAUAUGCUAUAGACUUGAAUUUAACUGUGUCUAUGAUUGAUGAUUACUUCAAGAGUCUGAGACCUUCAGAUAAUGGUUUGGAUGUGGUGUUGAUUGACAUAGAUGACAUUGUUCCUCCAAAUCCUUAUUCUUUUUACUUGUAUCACAGGUCUCAUAAUGACAGCAUUAGUAACUGUAUGAAAGAAGCAAAAGAUGUAAAGCUCAUGUUUGUUUUAAGAUUAUACAUGAAGCUUCAAACUGAUGGAUGGUCUAUAAUUUUGUUAUCAAGAGAAUCUCAAAUAUACCAAAAUGUCACCAUUAACCAUCUUGUUUCUGCAGGAUUUAGUGAUUGGUCUUCCUUGAUGAUGAGAAGAUUCAGAUUCUACCAAAUGGAAUGAGUAUUUUUCUAGGCAAAGAAGUGUGAUGCAGAAAAAUGGCUUCAACAUAAGAGGCAUUAUAAGCAGCCAUUUCGAUGCGUUGACCGGUCCAGAUACUGGAACACGAAAUUUUCUGCUUCCAGACCUUUUAUGUAUGUCACAAAUUUGAGCAACAGAUAGAGAGCAAGCAUAGAUACAGGACAUUAGUUUCAUCUUUCAUCCAUUAGGAAGAAAUAAUUGCUUUUGAUUAUUUAGGUUCUUUUUGUUAAAAACUAUAUUUGUUUUUGUUAUACGUUUAACAUAAAUGAAUACCACAUACAAUUCAGUAUGUACCUAGAGGCUAGAGGUCACUUCCUUGUUCUACGUCUUCUAUUCUAUCAAGGCAUUCAAUGCAUUCACUGAAUGAA